Molecule: messenger RNA, 930 nt
Organism: Lachancea mirantina
Lineage: Eukaryota; Fungi; Ascomycota; Saccharomycetes; Saccharomycetales; Saccharomycetaceae
Source: the annotation of a GenBank genome assembly
AUGUUUGCGCCCAGCUCGCAGCCCGAUGGGCUGCAAGACGUGCUCGAGCAAUACCUGCAUCUCGAAGAAGCAGACGCUACGGUGGAAUUGCCAACGGUCGACGACACCGUCGUCGACCGUGAUGUGAGGAUGUCGAUAGACCCUAUCGACAUGACGCUGGCCGAAGCCGCCGCCAGCGCUGGCUGGCAAACCGACGAAAACGAAGAUUUCAGUGGCUGUUUUUCGCCCGUCGAGCCCGACGCAUUCAAGUUUUACAUUCCGCGGCACAGGUUGGGCCGCUUGACACACACCGUGUCGCGGCCCGCGCAAAUGGGCCAGUCGCCGUCCCCUGUGGCGCGCAGCACGUCCUUCAAUUCUGUCAUUUCCGCUGGAACCGAAGUGGACGCGCUGUUACGAGAGGGAGAAUUUUGGAACGAAGAAUUGCAUCUCUUACGCACCCAUGAGCUUGGCACCCAGGCUCAGAUUUUGUCUGGAACUUCCAAAACAGCUGCAUUCCUCAUAUGUCCAGUCACAGGCUGCGACAACAGCAUACUGUGCUCCGAACAUGCUCUGUGGGAAAAACAUAUUUCGCAUUCGGAGGAUUCGUGCCGCGAAAUCCCACGGAAUCCACCCUUACCACUCGAAGAGCUCAUUGCACACUUUGAAGAAAAUCGAAAUGAAACGAUAACGCAUUCAUCCGUGAACCUGAACCUGUUCGUCAACAACUAUGUUCCACGGUCUAAUUACAUUGCCACUGUGUCGGUUGAAACCGAAAAAUCGCCCCAAUUCUCCAAAGAGGAAGAACUCAUUCACGUUGUUUGCAAUAAAUUGUCCCGAUACUGUGGCUAUUUUUUCGCUGAUUCCCGAGAACAGGAAUAUUUUGACAAAAUUCGAAUGCAGGAGAUUUUCUACCGCUUAAACAAAACCUAUUUUGAUUCUGUGGAUUACUAG